AUGGGAGGUGCUUGGCUUUGCACACAUCUAUGGGAGCAUUAUCAGUUUUCUCUUGACAAAGACUUUUUGGAGUAUACUGCAUAUCCAUUGCUGGAAGGCUGUGCUACUUUUCUGGUUGACUGGCUGAUUGAAGGACCUGGAGGCUACCUACAAACCAAUCCCUCAACAUCUCCGGAGCAUGCUUUCACAGCUCCUGACGGUAAGCCAGCGAGCGUGAGCUAUUCAACAACAAUGGACAUCUCAAUUAUAAGGGAAGUUUUUUCAGCUGUGCUUCUGUCUGCAGAGAUCUUGGAGAAGUCUGAUACUGAUUUGGUUGAGAAGAUUAAGAAAGCUCUCCCAAGGCUCCCUCCCAUUCAGAUUGCAAGAGACAAUACUAUCAUGGAAUGGGCACUAGAUUUCCAGGACCCAGAAGUCCAUCAUAGGCACUUGUCGCAUCUAUUUGGACUUUACCCUGGACAUACUAUAACCUUGGAGAAUAAUCCUGAUGUUUGUGGAGCUGUUUCUAAUAGCCUUUAUAAAAGAGGCGAAGAUGGCCCAGGAUGGUCAACAACAUGGAAGAUGGCCCUCUGGGCACGUCUUAUGAACAGCGAGAAUGCAUACAGAAUGGUCCUGAAGUUGAUCACUUUGGUUCCCCCUGGUGAAAAGGUCCAAUUUGAAGGAGGACUGUACAACAAUCUAUGGACAGCGCAUCCACCAUUCCAGAUUGACGCAAACUUUGGGUUCACAGCUGCCAUUGCCGAGAUGCUGGUUCAGAGCACACAGAAUGAUCUCUACCUGCUCCCUGCCCUGCCGCGCGAUAAGUGGCCCAGAGGCUGUGCCAAAGGGCUGAGGGCUCGAGGAGAUGUGACUGUAAACAUAUGCUGGGACGAAGGGGAGCUUCAAGAAGCAAUGUUAUGUUCCAAAAAUCGGAACUCAGUUACAAGGCUGCACUACGGUGAACGCGUUACCUCUGUUAGAGUUCGCUGCGGUACUGUGUACAGGUUCAACAGGGGAUUGCAGUGCUUGGAGGCGUGGCCCCUCGGCAAAUAA
Miscanthus lutarioriparius is the source of this 1029-nucleotide messenger RNA. NCBI's taxonomy places the organism in Eukaryota, Viridiplantae, Streptophyta, Magnoliopsida, Poales, Poaceae. The record is from the annotation of a GenBank genome assembly.